This is a messenger RNA of Closterium sp. Yama58-4, 456 nucleotides long. Lineage: Eukaryota; Viridiplantae; Streptophyta; Zygnematophyceae; Desmidiales; Closteriaceae. The record is from the annotation of a GenBank genome assembly.
AUGUGCGUCGGGGAGGGGGGGGGAGAGAACGGCAACGUCGAUUCAUCACCUCUUGAUAUGGGUGCUUCGGGUGGUAUAGCGGACGAGUUCUCACGAAUUCUGGAGAUCAAGUGGGCCGACAACGAUACGCCUUUUGACUUUGAUCCACAUCCCUCGCAUGUCGGCCGGGACGACAUCACCCACGAUUUCAUUAUGGAGUCGGCCGCGUCUAUGUUCCACCUUGAUGACAUCGACAAUAUGACUCGUGCUGAACUGGAGUCGGGUCUAGAGAUGGGGCGAGAUCAGCAGGCGGAGGCGCCUGUAGUGGCGGGGGAGCUUGGAGUGGCGGGGGAGUCUGGAGUGCCGGGGGAGGGUGGAGAGGUGGGGGAGCCUGGGGUGGCAGGGAAGCCUGGAGUGGUAGUGGAGCCUGGAGUGGCAGGGGAGCGUGGAGUGGCAGGGGAGCCUGUAUUGGCGUAA